This is a messenger RNA of Carica papaya (papaya), 1734 nucleotides long. Its product is annotated as F-box protein SKIP8. NCBI's taxonomy places the organism in Eukaryota, Viridiplantae, Streptophyta, Magnoliopsida, Brassicales, Caricaceae. Gene Ontology annotation, molecular function: protein binding. The record is from RefSeq and is a predicted model, not a curated record.
CUUGCCCAUUCAAAACUCCUUCCCUUGUCAGUUACAACUCACGAGUUCCUUCUCUUCCCUUCCCCCUUCUUUCUCCAACUCUACUCAAUUGCUCUAGGGUUUUUCGAAAUUACAAGACACAGAAGCUCUAUUCUCUCUCUCUCUCUUUUUUCUUUACAGAAACAAGGAAAUCCUGAACACAUAAUCCCUUAUUAUAGACCCGACUAAACCAGAUUCCCCUAGGGUUUUUAAUGCAUUGCGUAGCUUUCAUGUCGUAUGAAUGGAGAUUGUUGCCUCUGACCUCAUCUCUCUCUCUUCUCCCCACCAACCUUUUUUUGUAGCCACGAUCAUCACUGUUCUCUCUCUCCUUCUUGCUCUCCUUACCGUCCGAUCGCUCCCUCGCAAGAGGACCUCCAAACCCGAAGGUUCUGAUUCUGCCACGUCAUCUCUGGCUGUCAGACAACCAACAUCGUCGUCUUUGCUGCACCAUUCUCCCAACAGUAACGUCAGAGGGGUUCUCGAUUUUGAGGCAGAGGGUCCGGGGUACCUUAACGGCGUUGUGGACGCGGCAGAGAUGGUGGUAGCAAGAAGUGCGGCGGCGGAAGCGGAGAAGUCGGGAGCCUCGAUGAUGGAGCAGUUGGUUCCAGAGAUUACUACUCACGCUCUUAGCUACUUGGAUUACCCGAGCUUGUGCCGGUUGUCAAUGACCAAUUCCUUGAUGAGAAAGGCUGCUAAUGAUGAUAAUGCGUGGAAAGCCCUUUAUCACAAGGAUUUUACCUUGGAGCAAGAUAGCGUGACACCAGUUAAUGGGUGGAAGGCAUACUAUGCGGCUACAAGAGCCAUUUUGAAUGUUAAUUCAGAAUUUUUCAGUAUCAUCAGAGAGAAGUCUCUUCCAGCAAUGGGUCGUUUUUGGUUGAAUGCGGAUUAUGUAAAAUGUGUUCAUGCCUCAGGAGAACUCUUUUCAGGGUACAAUGCUGUAAUGCAGAGCUGGCAGCUUGCCUUUAGUUGGGAGCACGUUUUGGACUUUCAGGUGCGAGAUGUUCGGGCUCGAGUGCUGACAGACAUGGCCUGGGUUACCAUGAAAACAUACCUUGAUGUGGGCGGGGCAUUCCAUGUCACUAAUGUCUUUGAGUUUCACAAUGGACGGUGGUACAUGGUGCAUCACCACAACUCUGUGAUUGAUGGAGUAGAGCAACCGGUUGCCCAUGGGUAAAAGAAUAGAAGAAAAAUUAUUACUGAUGAUGGUUUAGUACUAAUUAGCAAAAAAGAAAAAGUAGUGGUAUUAUCAGUGGAAGCAAGUUGCUUGAAAAUUCUCUAAGAAUUCCCUGAAGAUCCUUAGUUUCUCAGCCUCAGUUUUGGUUCUUUUGUCUUUAAGGAGAGCGUCUUUUUCUCUUUCGCUUUAUAUUCUUUGCUUCAAAUUUUUCUUAGGGUCCUUGAAAGGUCUGUUUCCUUCUACUAUCAUUUUUUGCCACAUGGAUAUGUACAUGUGAUCGGAAGGGUGAAAAGUCUAUAGUAGUUUCAGAAGUGUAAAGUGGGCUGACAGCCAAAAUACCCAAAAAAGAAGCCCUAGAAUAUGCUGGAUCCAAAGUAGUGAGAUAGAGUGAAAUUUGGGUUAAAAUGAAUUCUGUGUAUAAGCAAUACAUUUCAAAUCCUCCUCUUUCUCCAGAAUUGCUUUAUGGUCUGCAAGCCUGAAUCAUUCCUUAUGGAUUCUGAACAUGGAAGUUGAUAAUAAGAUGAAUCUAUUUUCGGGUUAAA